Molecule: messenger RNA, 875 nt
Organism: Lolium rigidum
Lineage: Eukaryota; Viridiplantae; Streptophyta; Magnoliopsida; Poales; Poaceae
Exons: 6
Coding region: 289-645 (118 amino acids)
Source: RefSeq, a predicted model, not a curated record
GUUCUGGUAGAAGCAUUGUCCUGGUCUUUCGAUAACUGGAAAUGCAUCGACAAGCAUGUGCCCUAUGCGGAAGUCUUUAAACAUGUUUCAUCGAUCCUCAAGGAGUAUGGAUUUUGCCCUACUGGAGAUUCCUUGGACACUAUAAACCUCCGGCCUUAUGACUGCACAAAGUCAGGUGGAGAGUCAUGCAAAGUGCUUACAGAUGCAAACAAGGCAGUUACGGAAACGGCCAGUCUGGAGGCUACAGAGGAAAAGGUCACAACUGUUGGGAAUGACAGCCUCUCCCUUAUGGCACGGCAGAACACUCCACAAAGAAAGGCUGUGAGAAAUAAAGCAGGCGGAGGAUGGGAUCCCACGUAUACAAAGAGAAGUUUUUACCCUUAUUGGAGAUCAGUAUUACUAGCCCGGUUUCCUGUGAAGGUUUAUCCGGCCUAUGCAAUCUCAGAUCCUAGGUCUGGGCUUAAACCUGGACAACCCCGUGUCUGUCUGAGUAAAAAGUUAAUGCCCAAUGGAUCUAGUCCAACUCCAUACCGUAAACUUGGUCCUGUGCAAAGAAUCUCGCCACUUACAAGCAAUAAUCAAGCCAGAAGGUGCUUUGCCACUGCUGCUACUGGUGCAUUCAGGCUCUUGAAGAUGCUGAAGUAGAUUAGAAAGGUAUGCCAGGAGUUUCUUCUCCCUGUACCAAGUUUUUUUAAGCAGGCCCCACAUAAACACAUGGGAAGAAAGAAUUUUCGUGAUGCACCUUUAACUUAUAAGAUUAUGCGUUGAUAUUUCAUUAAGGAUUGGCGAUUUGCUUGAUAGGGUAUAUUCUAUCUGUUCUUUUCCCCGCUGUUGUAAGUUCAUAGUCUCCAGGUUUUUGUACUUCAGGGCCUACA